Molecule: messenger RNA, 1224 nt
Organism: Lachnellula hyalina
Lineage: Eukaryota; Fungi; Ascomycota; Leotiomycetes; Helotiales; Lachnaceae
Product: Mannitol-1-phosphate 5-dehydrogenase
Exons: 2
Coding region: 1-1224 (407 amino acids)
Biological process (GO): mannitol catabolic process
Cellular component (GO): cytosol
Molecular function (GO): mannitol-1-phosphate 5-dehydrogenase activity
Source: RefSeq, a predicted model, not a curated record
AUGGCCACGCAGGGCGUUGAAGAUCAGAAGAUUGUUAUCGACAAGAAGGCCGUUCAUUUCGGGGCUGGUAACAUCGGGCGUGGGUUUGUUGCUGAGUUCUUACAUAAAUCGGGGUACGAAGUUGUUUUCUGUGAUGUUGAGGAAGACAUCAUCGAAAAACUGCAACGGAAUAAGUCUUAUAAAGUCAUCCAGGUCGGAGCAGAAGGCAACACCGUAUCCACCAUCGAAGAUUACAGAGCCAUCAACUCCAAGACAAACGAAGCCGAUGUGAUCGAAGAGAUUAGUACCGCAGACGUCGUCACUUGCUCCGUCGGUCCAAACGUCCUCAAGUUCAUCGCUCCUGUCAUUGCAAAGGGGAUCGACGCCCGAUCAAAUGAUGCCACCCCCAUCGCUGUCAUUGCAUGCGAAAAUGCUAUUGGGGCAACAGACACACUUGCCAACUACAUCAAGCAUGAGGACAAUACUCCCGGACAUCGCUUGGAGGACCACCACGAGAGAGCACGAUUUGCAAAUUCGGCGAUUGACCGCAUUGUUCCUGAGCAACCCGUAGAUAAAGUUACCAAGAAGCCACUAUUGGAGGUCAAGCUGGAGAAGUUCUCUGAGUGGAUCGUCGACAAAACACCAUUCAGUGACCACCAAUGCCCCCCAAUCAAAGGUAUCCACUGGGAACCAAAUCUCUUCCGAUUCAUCGAGAGAAAACUAUUCACCGUCAAUACCGGCCAUGCUGCCGCCGCCUACCACGGCUACUUCCACAGGAAGACGACCGUUUACGACGCUCUACAAGACCCAAUAAUCCUUAACGAAGUCCGCCGAGCGCUCUCGGAAACAAGCACAUUAAUUGUAGGAAAACAUGGAUUCACAACAGAAGAACAAAACGCAUAUGUUGAAGAAAUUAUCGUCCGAAUCGGCAAUCCUCAUCUCGAGGACAACGUGGAGCGCGUAGGUCGUGCACCUCUCCGUAAGCUGAGCCGCAAGGAACGCUUCAUUUGCCCAGCUGCAGAACUUGCUGAGGAGGGCAAGGACUUCCAAGCUCUCCUCGAUGCAGCCGAGAUGGCAUUCCGCUUCCAGAAUGUCAAAGGGGAUGAAGAGAGUGUAGAGCUGGCAAAGAUCAUGGCAGGCAAAUCGCCAGAAGAAGUGGUGGAGAAGGUGUGCGGGUUAAAUCCACAAGACAAGAUCUUCCCUCAUGUAGUUGAGGUGGUAAAGAGGGUGCAAGCUGAUGCAUAG